UGCUGUUCUUAUCUUUCUCUCUCAAUUCAAAACCCUAGUUCCCCAAAUCUCAAGCUUAUGGAGAUGAUGAGGAAGGUGGAGAAGCGUUCUCUAUCUGCCAAUCCUGAUUGCAACCACCUUGAACGGUUGUUCCGAUACUUCGACGAAGAUGGUGAUGGCAAGAUAUCAGCGAUGGAGUUGCAAAGUUGUGUGAGUACUGUGGGCGGUGAGCUCUCGACGGAAGAGGCAGUGGUGGUGGUGGGAUCGUUUGACUCCAACGGUGAUGGAUUGGUUGGAUUCGAUGAUUUUGCGAGGUUGAUGAAAGGGAAUGGAGAAGAGGUAGAGGGGGAUUUGAGGGAGGCAUUUGGGAUGUAUGUGAUGGAUGGAUGUGACUUUAUAAGUGCCAAGAGCUUGAAGAGGAUGCUGCAUCGACUCGGUGAGUCGAGGACGAUUCGUGAGUGUAAGGGCAUGAUUAGUGUUUACGAUGUUAAUGGUGAUGGUGUGCUUAGCUUCGAAGAGUUCAGAGCUAUGAUGCAUUGAUUAAACAAAAGGCCACUCAAUCUCCAUCUCUUGUUCCACAUUUUUUUU
Messenger RNA from Telopea speciosissima, 567 nucleotides. RefSeq names its product calcium-binding protein CML37-like. The record is from RefSeq and is a predicted model, not a curated record. Gene Ontology annotation, molecular function: calcium ion binding. The transcript is spliced from 2 exons. Lineage: Eukaryota; Viridiplantae; Streptophyta; Magnoliopsida; Proteales; Proteaceae. The coding region runs from base 58 to 519 and encodes 153 amino acids.